This is a messenger RNA of Cydia fagiglandana, 728 nucleotides long. RefSeq lists its product as uncharacterized. The record is from RefSeq and is a predicted model, not a curated record. The transcript has a single exon. The coding region runs from base 73 to 672 and encodes 199 amino acids. NCBI's taxonomy places the organism in Eukaryota, Metazoa, Arthropoda, Insecta, Lepidoptera, Tortricidae.
UUAUCUAGCACAUGGAAUCUAUAGUUUGCAGCAGUUGUGUAGAUACAGCCAUUGUAAUAAUAUAACAAAAAAAUGCGCGUUGCUAUUUUAAUCCUAAUAAUAACUCUGAAAGUAACAGAAAACUUCGCAAUCGAGAAGAGGGAACAACAUAAUGGCGAACAAAAGUUACUUUUAAGAAAAUUGCUGAGUUUACAACAAAACAAUUCGACGGAAAAAGCCUUGAUGUGGAACGAAAUUUUCGCAAAUGUGUUGGUGAACAAGAUAAAAAUACUGUUCAACAAACAACCUGAAUCCGGACUCGAAGACAAUCCAGAUGUCGUCACGAAGUUUGUGAGCCAGAUUAUAUCAUUGUAUGGCAAGUUGUUUUACAAAGUUAACGACAUAACACAUAACAGUGCAAUUGGGAAAAAUGAAGAAGAAAUUAAGGUUGAUGAAAUAGUUGACCCAAAGAAAGAAGUAGAAGAAGUCGAACCGAAAUAUCAUGGACGUUUAGAAAAUGUGACGGAAAACCUUGAUAUCGAUAAGAGGUCCGUGUGUCCCGAACACUCGGUGAGUGAUGGAAAAGGAAACUGCAUUGAUUCCGCAAAUUCUAGGUUUAUUAUGGCUAUACCGUACCAAUGUCCGAUCGGAUAUAGGAGGGACAGGCUAGGCUACUGCAGAGCAAUAUUUUGAAGAAAGGUAAAAAAUAGUAUGCAUAAAAGAAUAUAAAGCAUGCUAAAGUUACGAGA